This is a messenger RNA of Penicilliopsis zonata CBS 506.65, 2683 nucleotides long. RefSeq lists its product as hypothetical. Bases 1 to 2331 code for a protein of 776 amino acids. The transcript is spliced from 7 exons. Lineage: Eukaryota; Fungi; Ascomycota; Eurotiomycetes; Eurotiales; Aspergillaceae. Gene Ontology annotation, molecular function: guanyl-nucleotide exchange factor activity. Gene Ontology annotation, biological process: intracellular signal transduction. The record is from RefSeq and is a predicted model, not a curated record.
AUGGGUUCAGAAACAGACGCCGAGACCGAAGAACCGUACCCUUUUUACGAUAUAUCACGGUUCGAGACAAAGGGAGAGGAGGCGGUGGCAGGCUCAGAGCGAGAGGCUCCCGCAAGUGCCUUCAAGAGAUGGAUGAGCACGUUCCGGUCGAAGAGACCUGUUCUGUCCCAGACGCAGGAGAGAGUCGUUGAGGGCUGGCCCCAGGACCCUGAAACGUUUGGAAACCGCAUCAUCCCACCUCACAAUGGAUUUCAAGAGCAGCAGUGGGAGGAUAUGUCAGGUCGAUCAUCCUCCUUCCUAGGAACAAUAAACACAGCAAGCAUAAGCGUCGCAACCCAAAGCGUGAUAAGGUCGAGAGCAAACACCCAUAGUACUACAAACCAAAGCACACGCUCCGACAUUCGACCUUCAUUUGACAGCUUAAGACCAACUCUAAGUAUUCCUUUGGACGAUGCUGCUCAAAAUAGGAGCAUACAAAGGCGCCAGGUUUUGAACGAAAUCCUAAGAACAGAGUCAGAAUAUGUCGCUGGUCUUAGAGCAUUGACUGAAAUCCUUGCCAUGUUUCUUACUCGCCCCGAACUAUAUUACAACCUCGAACAGAUUCGUGGAAUACAUGAGAAGUUUCUGGUCCAGCUACAAAAUCUGAUUCGAAGUUCUGAUCCCGCAAUGUUAGAUGCACCGUUUGCCCAGUCGUCUCAUAAGAAGCUGCCCUUUAUGGAAUUGUCUGGAUUCAAAAGAAUGCCCAGCCAAUCUUGGAAAAUUCAUAAUCCAAGGCACUUGUAUGACACCAGAGUCAGCGUGGCCAUUGCUGGUCCUUAUGAAGCUCUUGAAGUCGCCCGUGAAAUAGAAAAUCUGUCUAUAUCCUUUGUGGCUUACGAGAGAUUUUGCACAACGUACGAAGUGCUGGCCGAAGACCUUUCUAUCCUCCGGCGUUCCGUGCCCAACUGGCAGCUUUUUGACCGAGGAAUCGAAGCACUAUCAAAAUCAGCGGCAUCAAUCGAAGGUUGCCGGCAGGAAGAUAGCAAGUCUAUGACUUUGAACGAUCUCUUGAUCAAGCCAAUCCAGCGCCUAUGCAGGUAUACGCUCUUGAUACAGGAUUUACUGAAGAAUACAACUGCGAGUGACUGCCAAUCUUCCCAUGAUGGGAUUUACCAGGCCCUGGAGAAUGUACGGGCUGUAGUUGCUCGAGUCAAUGCAGCCACCGGCAACCCGGUCAACAAGGAUCGGGCCCGAAAAACAAUUUUGCUACAGGAAAAGCUUCAUUUCGCGAGGAUGUGUCCCCUUCAAAACAUAUUCCGGCAACUUGGCCCCAUUAUACAGUGUGGCGUGUUGUAUGUUACCUACAAUUGCCCCGGGCAAGUCACUGGGGACUACAUGGUCUCUGCCCUUUUUAAUCGUCACUUUUUGCUGGCCCAAUGGAGUGACGAUCAACGUCGACUCCAAGCAAUCGCAUGCUUGUGCAUUUCCGACAUGAAGAUUGACAUAUUGGAGAAUGGCAAAGGAAUAUUUUGUGAUUGGUCUUUAUUUUCUUGGAAGCUUUCAUUUCACCACAUUGACAAAGGUUAUGAGUUCGUCUUGAGCGCUUCAUCAGCUGCUGAAGAAAUGCAAUGGAAGACAGAGAUCAUCAAAUUAGCUGCGAUAUUAUCGGAUGAGCCAAAAGAUGGGCCAUCAAAAAUAGUGAGAUGCUCAUUCUUGUCGCUAAACCUGGUUGCUGUCGACAGUCCUUUGCAACCAGCUCCUUCUCUGGUCCGCAAAGCUUCUGCAUCUGCACUCACAACCUUGCGGUCUGACCAUCAACGCGAUAUGUUGCAUGUGAGAAUUAAAAAGACGCACUUUCCUCGCGGCUCUGAGGAAACGGCUGCGCAACCAGAUGGCGAAAUCGAACGACCAAAGGUCCUGUCGAGUGCACGCUCUAUUUUGACCUUGACACCGAGAAGGGAAGACCGGAUCCGCCUAGAGAAGUUUAUCUCGAUCAUCUAUACCAGGGAUGUCCUCCCCUUCCCAGGGAUGUCUCUCGGUGCCGCAGAUCGCUUCACCCGGACAACCAGCCGACUUAUUCGGAGAAUCAGCUCCCACGCCAAUUUCAGUCGACGAUCGACUUCACUUACUGUCACUCAAACAGGGUCCAUUGACGAAGAAAUCUGUUCGCCCAGCUCCUCUAAUGGAUCUCAGAAGGCUAAAAGAGCCACCGACUCUUCGCUCAUUUCGAAGAAAAAGAAGUCACCCUUUGCGGUUGGAGUGCGUAACACGUUUUCUCUUCGGAAUCGCAAGAAGCCCCGGUCGAGGACGGAGAUAAUACGCCUAUUGACCGAGAACGAAGAUGCAGUAUAAUGGUCAAUUCUUUCACACACAGAUUCGUUCUUAUUCUAUUUCGGCGGAGACAGAAGGGGUAGACUUGAAGCUCUUGCUUGGCCCGACGUAAUGAUGCGAGGUGUUGAUGGGAAGCAAGCAAGGCGACGACGUAUGGCCGUCGUUUCUCCACCAUUCUCUCCCUCUGAACAACAUUCCCUGGGUCGUCAUUGAGAUUUGGUUUUAGGCGAAAGCGGAUCUAUUGCUGAUCAAAAGGCAAUUGCUACUUGUUCUCUUGGCUGGUCAUCUCUGGUGGUCGGCACCGAUGACGUCGAAGGUCCGCCCGCCGUUCCGUCAUGAAGGCUGGCAUGCCACUCUGUACUUAAAAAAGCUG